UUGAAAGCCUGCACAAAUUUAUUUUGCUUGUGAUUUACGGGAAAACCUGAAAACAUUUUACCUGAAACUCAUUGUUCCGUGAAACUCUGGUACGCCUGCAAAAGAGUCUGCUCGAGACAGUUUUUAGGCAAGGAGAUUGGUCAAGGAAUUCCAUUCAAAUUGUUGUACGCACGAACAAAGAAAACCCGUUAAAUGUAAUGCCAAACAAUUUGGUCUUGCUCAUUAUGUUUCUCACAGUCGUGAAAUUUCCCUGAGAGGGUGUUCAAAUGAAAGCUUCAUGACAAUCCGUCAGGAAGCCUGAAGAAGCGUUAUUUACAACCCCCUUUAUUAUGAAGCUCCGUUGUUUGUGUGUGGUUGCCAUUACGCUUAUAGAAGACAUCACACCUUUAUUUCCAGGACGUUCCAACAACUUGGACUGACGCCAGCGACGUAGCGGAAUCGAAUACGUAUAAAUAGGACGUGAAAAUAUAGGGGUUUUUAGCAAAGAAUUCAGAAAAAAAUAGAAAGAUAAUCUAAAACAUUUCAAAAACAACGUAAGAGCGGGAGAAAUAAUUCUAACAAUCGUGAGUGGUUAACACUGUCAGAGUAGUCAUGUGACCUUGAGUUCCAACAGGUGUUUAAGUAACAGGUGGCCUUGUGAACAGGGAAUAUUGGGCGUUGUUUGUUUGAGGAGAAAUGAAUGAAGCCUCUUAAAUCCAAACUAAAACAACUAAUGUUUGUUUUCGUAUAUCUUCUUACUCCGUUACCGUUCUUGCGGAGUUUGUCGCAAAAGUUUUUCACUUCUCGACGGUUCAGUUAGGGUAGCCUAAUCUCUAAUUUCAACAGAAAAAUAAAAUCUAAGUUACUUCGCCAAUAGCUAGUCUGUUAUCAUGACAACAGCAUAUCGCGUUUAAUAUGAGGAAACGUUGUACUGUUUUAUUAACGGUCAUGCAAACAAAACCGAAUUGAUGCCUCGGAGGGUGUGGUUGUGAAAGAUUUCGCGUGAACAGCCAUUUAUGAGAUCACGGUUUCUCUGUUUCUGGCACCAACUGGGUGCGGCUUGGAUUGUUUAUUAUUUUCAUCCGUACUACCACAAACAAACCGCUUGAGUUUGUUUCAUAUUCAAUUAUUUUAUUUUCACUUGCACUAAGGAGUUAAGACAUACGACCGCGUCUCUCAACGCUCUUUGGAGAACGAUUUCGGUCGCGAUAAUUGAAAGUCAACUAAAUGGGCGUUUUGUAAAACUUUGCCAAGAAAGCCCUGAUUAAGGAGGUCGUUAACAGGCUCUUGCAUCAAAAUACUUGGAACGAUAUCAAGUCUGAAGAAUCACAGCUGGAAAUCAGGUUUUCUGCGAGUAUAGGCAUUUGCUUUUUCUCGGUGGUAUACGGCGUCCUCGGCCAGAUGGACAUUUAAUUGAACACUUGGUGAAUUCAGUUCCGCAUCUUCACAGAUCGAGCAAAGACGAAAUAAAUGCCUGGUUACGAAGUAAAAUUCACAGGGCCACUCGACAAAGCCUUCGAGUGUCCGAUUUGCCUCAUAGCUCUACGAGACCCGGUUCAGAUAACACCAUGUGGACAUCGCAUGUGCAGCACUUGCUUGCAGCCGAUUUUAAGAAACAAGAGGCCUCGUUGCCCACUGGAUAACCUCAACUUUGAUCCAGCGAAGGUUUUCUCAGAUAACGGCUGCCACAGGCAAAUUCUUAGCUUACAAGUGCUGUGUUCAAACCUUGAGAAGGGUUGCGAGUGGACUGGACCACUUAGCGAGAUAGAGCGACACCAAGAUAUCUGUAGUUACGUUGAGGUAUCAUGUCCGAAACGCUGCGGAGCAUCAUUAGAAAGGAGACGAGUAACAGAUCAUUCACUUGAAUGUGUCAACAGGCUGACACCCUGCACUCACUGCGGUCAUCAAGUUGUCUUCAAUCACAUGAGUUUACACCUUCAAACUUGUGCUUCGUUUCCAGUAUCCUGCCCUGCUAACUGCGGUGUAAUCAAUCUCACAAAGGAAAAGCUGGCUGUUCACAUCAACAUUGAGUGUCCCUUGCUUGAAGUUCCCUGCAAGUUUGUAGAAGCGGGGUGUGCGUAUAAGGCACCAAGGUAUAAAAUGAAAGAUCAUUUAUCUAAUAGCACGGAGUCCCAUCUUACGUCGCUAUGUGAAUUAGUGUACGCUCAAAAGAAGCAGCUUGAAAAUCAAAAGGAAAGGAUCCAGCUGCAAAAAGAACACAUUCAACUUCAAAAAGAAACGCUGCUUCUGCAAAAACAGGAGCUUAUAGACGUGCGAAGUCGAACAGCAAAUGGAGAGUUCAUCUGGAGAAUCCCAGAUUUUACCCGGAAGUUAAUGGAUGCUAAAUCUGGGCGCGCACCGGAACCGAUGAUCAGCGAACCUUUCUACACCCACCCUCACGGGUAUAAAAUGUGUGCGGGGCUGUGGCUUAAUGGCGUGGGUACAGGGAGGGGCAGAUACAUAUCUGUUGGACUUCAGGUUCAAGUUGGUGAAUACGACUCCAUUCACAAAUGGCCAAUAUAUCCGAGAUACACAUUCACUCUGCUAGAUCAACGAGACGAACACAAGGACAGAAAAGACAUCUCGGCACACUUCGAGCCUCAGAGUAUUUCACGACCAUGUGCCGACAGACAGCUCGGUAAAGGAGCACGAAGAUUCGUUCUCCAAGAGGACAUAUGUGCCAGUGCCUACUGCAAGGAUAACACAGUUUUUCUGAAGUUCAACGUGACUCUAAAACAGCCCCCUUCUAGCUUCUUCAGAGUGUGAGAAUUGUCGGUCGGAAUCAAUCUCUAUUGCAAGACCAAGGGUGCGUUCAGGCUUUGGGGUGAUCUGGAUCAGGAUCAGCGAUUUAAGAUCUGUCUGGAUCAUGGUGCAUCAAGGGAACCGAU
This is a messenger RNA of Orbicella faveolata, 2867 nucleotides long. RefSeq names its product TNF receptor-associated factor 4-like. Lineage: Eukaryota; Metazoa; Cnidaria; Anthozoa; Scleractinia; Merulinidae. Gene Ontology annotation, cellular component: plasma membrane signaling receptor complex. Gene Ontology annotation, molecular function: zinc ion binding; tumor necrosis factor receptor binding; ubiquitin protein ligase binding. Gene Ontology annotation, biological process: regulation of apoptotic process; signal transduction; regulation of canonical NF-kappaB signal transduction. The record is from RefSeq and is a predicted model, not a curated record.